Porites evermanni is the source of this 765-nucleotide messenger RNA. The record is from the annotation of a GenBank genome assembly. NCBI's taxonomy places the organism in Eukaryota, Metazoa, Cnidaria, Anthozoa, Scleractinia, Poritidae.
AUGGCGUCCUUUGUUUCGGUUGCUGGAGAGUCUUCAAAAUCCUUGACCAAUUCACCACUGCUUUACGUCCAUUGUCUUUCCAAAGACGACUACCCUGUUCGCCCUCUUGAUCUGAGUUGUGUGGACCUAACUUGUCGGCAUGCUCAUGUGAGUUUUAUAGAUAAAAUGGCAGAAAGAAGGGUCGCUCUAAUCCCAGUCGCGAAUACCCGCUACCGUUUGGUCGAUAAACUAACAGUCAGAAGCCCGGUUUUGGUUUCUUUAAUCACUACCUGUGACAUGAAGGUGAGUUAUAUGUACCAUACAUUACUUGAAAGAAUUUUGCCGUAUAUUUUCUUUUGUCCCUGCACUUGAAUCACAAGGGUUGCGAAUUGUCAUUAUAGCUAGCUAGAUUACAACAGCUUAUUUAAGCUUAAGUGAGGCUCACAGUUUUCCUAUUUUUUUUUUUAGUUUAUAGAUCCUAGAGAGGACGAUGGCCCGUACUACGAGGGUGCAAUUCUUUGGGAUUUUGAAGUUGUUCCAGCCCCAACAGCUGCAGUUGUUGGUCGAAAAGCAAUCACAAAUGAUGAGGAAGUUAACGAGACAUUGCCUCCGUUGGAUUUAGGAAGCGUUGUCAGAUCCAAUUGUUUUUUUGAAGGCCAUCGAUCCUGUGUUGUUGAGAUGAAUCCUGCCGCCGAUGGCGAAAGUGUGGACGAAGUAGAGGAACUCAAUGACCCUCUUCGAGACUUGUUGGCGUGCGAGGACAACUUAGAAAAAGACAGACAGUGA